ACACAGGAGACACAUGCUCGUUACAAAUACCAGAUUUAGUUUUUGUCACCGCAUAAUAACACACGCAAUACAUCUUUAACGCUAUAACAUAUAAUUUAGUUAAGUUUUUCAGCUGUUUGUUCAAUAUUUGUUGCUAAAUUUGCGAAAAUAAAGGUUGUUUUAGUGGUUUAUCGAGGCAUUCGCAGCGGUCGCCUUCGUCUUUCCUUUUCAGUCAAGAUGGCGGGCGACGAGUCUGGGACAACGCUGGGACAGCCGCAUCUGUCCAAACAAGACCUCACCACUUUAGAUGUGACAACACUUACACCUCUGUCUCAAGAGAUCAUCAGCAGACAAGCCACCAUCAACAUUGGCACCAUUGGUCAUGUGGCGCAUGGGAAAUCCACAGUGGUCAAAGCCAUCUCCGGAGUCCACACCGUCAGGUUCAAGAACGAGCUGGAGAGAAACAUCACUAUCAAGCUAGGAUAUGCUAAUGCUAAGAUCUACAAACUGGACGAUCCGAGCUGUCCGCGCCCUGAGUGUUAUCGCUCCUGUGGCUCUAGUACUCCAGACGAGUUCCCCACAGACCUGCCCGGGACCAAGGGCAACUUCAAACUGGUCAGACACGUGUCGUUUGUGGACUGUCCAGGUCACGACAUUCUCAUGGCCACCAUGUUGAACGGAGCUGCUGUGAUGGAUGCUGCGCUGCUUCUUAUCGCGGGUAACGAGUCGUGCCCUCAGCCUCAGACCUCCGAACAUUUGGCGGCCAUCGAGAUCAUGAAACUGAAGCACAUCCUGAUCCUUCAAAAUAAAAUUGAUUUGGUGAAAGAGUCUCAAGCCAAAGAGCAGUACGAGCAAAUCCUCGCCUUCGUGCAGGGUACGGUGGCAGAGGGCGCUCCCAUCAUUCCUAUCUCGGCGCAGCUCAAAUACAACAUCGAGGUGGUUUGUGAAUACAUCGUGAAGAAGAUCCCAGUGCCCAUCAGAGACUUCACCUCUGAACCACGCCUCAUCGUGAUCCGGUCAUUUGACGUGAACAAACCCGGCUGUGAAGUGGACGAUCUAAAGGGAGGGGUGGCAGGAGGCAGUAUCCUCAAAGGAGUGCUCAAGGUGGGUCAAGAGCUGGAGGUGCGGCCGGGGAUCGUCUCCAAAGACCAGGACGGUAAACUGAUGUGCAAACCCAUCUUCUCCAAGAUCGUGUCUCUGUUUGCCGAGCACAACGACCUGCAGUACGCUGCCCCCGGAGGACUCAUUGGCGUGGGCACAAAGAUUGACCCAACCCUGUGCCGUGCUGACCGGAUGGUGGGGCAGGUGCUCGGGGCUGUGGGCGCUCUGCCGGAGAUCUUCACCGAACUCGAGAUCUCCUACUUCUUGUUACGACGACUGCUCGGAGUGCGCACAGAGGGAGACAAAAAGGCAGCCAAGGUCCAAAAGCUGUCGAAGAACGAGGUGCUGAUGGUGAACAUUGGCUCUCUGUCCACCGGGGGCAGAGUGAGUGCUGUCAAAGCAGAUUUGGCGAAGAUCGUGCUCACAAACCCAGUGUGUACAGAGGUGGGAGAGAAGAUCGCUCUGAGCCGGAGAGUCGAGAAGCAUUGGCGUCUGAUUGGCUGGGGUCAGAUUCGCAGAGGAGUGACCAUCACACCCACGGUGGACGACGACUGAAACUCCGCCUCCUUCUGCUUUAUUUUAUUUAGUUUUUUAUUAUUUCACAAUUAAAGUUUCAUCCUUUUGUCUUGAACAUAAUCUGAGACGAGGGGCUGAAACUGUCUGAAUCUUCGUUAAACAUCUACAGAAGACUCUUACUGUCUACUGCUAAUCAAUAAACACAUUUGGACUAA
This is a messenger RNA of Periophthalmus magnuspinnatus, 1811 nucleotides long. RefSeq names its product eukaryotic translation initiation factor 2, subunit 3 gamma (gene eif2s3). NCBI's taxonomy places the organism in Eukaryota, Metazoa, Chordata, Actinopteri, Gobiiformes, Gobiidae. Bases 217 to 1635 code for a protein of 472 amino acids. The transcript is spliced from 12 exons. Gene Ontology annotation, molecular function: translation initiation factor activity; GTP binding; tRNA binding. The record is from RefSeq and is a predicted model, not a curated record. Gene Ontology annotation, biological process: formation of translation preinitiation complex; positive regulation of translational fidelity. Gene Ontology annotation, cellular component: eukaryotic translation initiation factor 2 complex; cytosol.